Messenger RNA from Paramecium octaurelia, 436 nucleotides. The record is from the annotation of a GenBank genome assembly. Lineage: Eukaryota; Ciliophora; Oligohymenophorea; Peniculida; Parameciidae.
GAUGGAUUGCCUUGAUUUGUUAGAUUGAAAAUAGGAGAUUGAAGCUGAUUGAUAUCCUCGAAAAAACCAUAUAUCGCGCAACGCUUGAUGAGAUAUAUGAAUUAGGGAUUUCCCAGAUUUUUCAACCUUACAAGUUUUCCAAAAAUCUUCUGAGAAAAUUGCUUAUUGGUUAGAUUCAGGAUGACAUGAGAAAUGAAAUUCCAAGAAAAUACACUACUAUUGUAUUGCUUAAUAUUUCUAUUGCAUUAAUUAAAUAGCCAACUAGGAGUACAAUAUAUUGGAAGAGAUAGAAUUAAUAAAGAUCUAAUUCAAUUACCCGCAUGUUGUGAGCACUAAAUAGAAAGCUUAAAUGCAGUAGUAUUUAUCUGAUUACAAGUAGUAAAUCAUUAAGGAAUACAAACAAUAAGCUUUUUAUUGAAAGGAUACAAUUAAUAGA